AUGAAAACCCCAAACGUCCAGCCCCAAUCGACUCACCAAACCAAUCACCGUAAUGGCCGCCCGCAUAUUCAGAAUUCUAAACUAUUCAAGAGAAAAUAUGUGGUCACUCCUUACUAUCCCCGACGUACUGAGCCAGAGGCAAUAGGAAUCUCUGAUUCCACCUGCAAGGUCAACGGCGACCCCGUCAAUGAGUGGAAGCUACCUAUUCCGCCGCUAGAACAGCGUGAGGUCAAAAUCAGUGGUCACCCGUGCAAUCCUCAACAUCAAAGCCGCUUCUUCAAGCUCCCACCCGAGAUCAGGAGGUUAAUCUACCUAGAACUGCUAGGUGGACGCCGCGUGCAUAUCGACUAUACUUUUAAGUGGCCGUCGCCGUUUCGGCCGCAGCCGCUAGCGAAGAAGCGCAAGCGUUAUUAUUGGCAAUGGUGGCAUCUUCUAUGCCACGAAAGUGAUUAUUUCUCGAAUGACCCGUUUUUUGAUCGGUGUGCCAUUCAUGCAGAUGAGGCUAAUGAUGCUAAGAACCAUGGGUGGACGGUAGCGCCCGAGGGGACGAAGAUUCGGGGCGUUGAGUUGUUGAGCUCUUGCCAGAUGGCGUUAGUCGCUCCGUCAUGUCCCUCUUAUAGUUCUAAAAUCUCAUACAAAGGCAGAUAUCGAGAAGCAUUGCCUAUCCUUUAUAGCACUAAUGUUUUCGAUAUGGGCGAUGUGGUGGACACCCCAUUCCACAUGUCUAGGCUUUUUCCCUCGGAAUACACUUCUCAAAUAACAGCCAUGGGCAUCUGUAUCGAAAUUCGCAAAUCACACUGCAAGCCGCCCGAAAUCACCGGGAAUUGGGUGGAGGUCUACCCGGCCUGUUAUGAGCUCUUCAAUCAUACGUUCUGGAACGUGCGACGACUACGUGUGACCAUGCGCUUAACGCCCUGGGACAUUCCUCCAAUAACCAUGAAUGAUCAGAAUCUGGAUGCGUUUAUUGCGCCCUUGGAGAAACUGGAAAUGAGUCGAGAGUGGAUCUAUUUGGAUCUGUGUGUUCCAGAUGAUUGGUAUCCUUAA
Molecule: messenger RNA, 1044 nt
Organism: Penicillium riverlandense
Lineage: Eukaryota; Fungi; Ascomycota; Eurotiomycetes; Eurotiales; Aspergillaceae
Exons: 1
Coding region: 1-1044 (347 amino acids)
Source: RefSeq, a predicted model, not a curated record